GCUAGGGAGGUGGGGUCAGGUGUCCUCUGGUUAACGAGUCUCUGGUUAAUUUUUAUUUCGUGCGAUUUUGUGAUAGAAAUUUUGAAAAAAUAUUCAGUUAUAGACUGCUCUUCUAAAAAUUGUUUGAUAUAAAGUGACUUAUCAAUUAUUUUUUUUUGUAUUUAUGGUGUUCGUCCUGUUUAAAUCUAAUUUUAAUCCUAUCUUAAACAUAAAAUAUUUAGAAUUUCAUCUGGCCUUAGGCCCAAGUACUUUUUUUGCCACUGGGUUCAUAAUUGUUGCCAAGCUCGAAUAUUGACACUUCUCUGUUUGUUCCGAUAUUCAUCACUGAGAUUUUGUCUGGACCCUCCAACUAGCAGAACAGGAUUCAAUUUUGUAUUGUGCUAAAAAUUAGUUGUCUACUCUUUGAUUAUGCCUGGAGUGAAAGGCUUGAAUGAGAGUGAAGGAGAAGAAAUGGACCAAGAAACAGCCGAAAGUGAAAAAAGCAGCAAUGAUGAUACUGACUCUUCAUCAGGAUCAGGUUCAGAGGAUGACAGUAGUUCAGAAAUGGAUGAAGAAAGCUGUGACAAGAGAAGGAAUGAAUGUUUGCAACAAAUGGCAGAAUUGGAAAGACAAUUUGUUCACAUGAAAGAGCAGUUAUAUGAAGAACGAAGUUCUCAAGUGGAAUUGCGAUUAGAAGAAGUAAAAAUAGGAGUGGCCUUAGAAUAUACUCAGCCUCUUGAAGAACUACACCAAAAUUUAAAGAAUCGCUUAGAAGUUUCAGAUAUUUUAAAAGAAUUAAGACUAGUGAAUAUAAAACAUAUACACGAAGCUGAAAAUCAAGCAUCAAAGCAAAACCUUGAGAGUGAAAAGGCUUUAUUGUGGGAUUCUAUAAAAUGUGAUCUUGAAGACAAAAUACGAAGAUUGGAGGAAGAUCGUAAUAGUGUAGAUAUCACUUCAGAUUUGUGGAAUGAGCAAGUGAACCAUAAACGAAACAAGCGGAAAGCUGAUCCUCAUUCUUUGGGGAAAAGGAAAAAACCUGUCACUGUGUCAGGCCCAUAUAUUGUGUAUAUGUUACAUGAAAAUGAUAUUUUGGAAGACUGGACCACUAUUCGGAAGGCUUUAAAAGCUUCAAAACAAAGCAGCGAAUAUGAAUUCAGUGCUCCUGAAAGAAUAAGUGCCCGUUUUGCCGAUGGGAAAUUGUUAUUCAAAGGAGAUUCAUUUAGAAAAGGGGAAACCGUCUUUGUAGAUGACAAGAUAGAAAAACCAUGGCUAGCCCAUGUGAUAUCUGUCAAUACCAGUGAAGUUCUUCUCCAGAAAACUGAUGGGACAUGGGCAAGGAUUGGCAUUAGUGACUUGCAAGGUGGCAAAUACAACAUUCGUCAUGAACUUUCAUGAGCACGAAAACUUUAAAACAUCUGAACAGAUUUUAUCAUCGUUUUAUUUUUUAUUCUCACAUCAAACAUUUGUUAUCACAUAUGUAAAUAUGUAAAGAAAUUUAUUAUAAAAAUAAUAUGAAAUUUU
Argiope bruennichi is the source of this 1500-nucleotide messenger RNA. RefSeq names its product breast cancer metastasis-suppressor 1-like protein-A (gene Brms1). Gene Ontology annotation, cellular component: Sin3-type complex. Gene Ontology annotation, molecular function: histone deacetylase binding. Bases 409 to 1374 code for a protein of 321 amino acids. The record is from RefSeq and is a predicted model, not a curated record. The transcript is spliced from 12 exons. Lineage: Eukaryota; Metazoa; Arthropoda; Arachnida; Araneae; Araneidae. Gene Ontology annotation, biological process: negative regulation of transcription by RNA polymerase II.